This is a messenger RNA of Penicillium daleae, 1674 nucleotides long. RefSeq lists its product as uncharacterized. The record is from RefSeq and is a predicted model, not a curated record. The transcript has 5 exons. Bases 1 to 1674 code for a protein of 557 amino acids. Lineage: Eukaryota; Fungi; Ascomycota; Eurotiomycetes; Eurotiales; Aspergillaceae.
AUGGGCACCAUCCAACAACCAUGGGAGCAGAUCGUCUCCAAAAAACGUGCCAUCAGGGACAAGCUGCUGGCUCCGUACUUGGUCGAUAUCGAACAUCGAGUUCCACGGAUGGACCAUGUGGAUUGCCGUUCUCGCCUGGAAAAUGAGCCUGAAGUUCAAGAAAUCACUGACCUCGACCUUACCGGCUUGUUGAAGCGAUUGGAGACGGGCCAGUUUACAGCGCACCAAGUUAUCCUAUCGUAUAUCAAACGCGCCGUGGUAGCACAUCAACUGACCAAUUGUCUGACGGAAGUCCUAUUCGACGAAGCCCUACAACAAGCCAAAAAGCUAGAUGCCGAAUUUACCAGCACCGGCAAGCUCAAGGGCCCUCUACAUGGCAUUCCCAUCACACUGAAAGAUCAAUUCAACGUCAAGGGCGUGGACUCGACUCUAGGCUACGUUGGACGAUCCUUUCAACCCGCCAGCGAAGACGCAGUACUAGUUCAGAUACUAAAGGAUAUGGGGGCGAUUGUCAUUGCCAAGACGAAUCUGUGUCAAAGUAUUAUGUGGGGAGAGACGGAGAAUCCUCUCUGGGGAUUGACCACCAACCCCAGAAACCCUGCCUUCACACCAGGAGGUUCAACGGGAGGUGAAGGGCCAUUACUAGCACUGCACGGAUCAAUCCUCGGCUUUGGCACAGAUAUAGGAGGAAGUAUACGGAUCCCACAGAGUUUUGCCGGUCUAUACGGCCUGAAACCGAGCAGCAGCCGCUUCCCCUACGAAGGCGUCCCCGUCUCAACCCAAGGCCAAGAACACGUCCCUUCCUCCAUCGGCCCCAUGACCCGCGACCUCUCCUCGCUAACGUACAUCACCAAACAAAUCACAACCAGUCAGCCUUGGAGCCUGGAUCCGCGCUGCACACCCCUACCCUGGAACGAACCCAUCUACAAAUCCACGCAAUCCAAUCCCUCCCUCGUAAUCGGCCUAAUCCUAACAGACGGCAUCGUCACUCCACACCCACCCAUAACCCGCGCCCUCCACGAACUCUCCACCGCCUUGACCGCAGCAGGCCACGAACUCGUGUCCUGGGAUACGACCGACCACGCAGGGUGCAUCGAGAUCAUGGACACUUACUACACAGUCGACGGCGGCGAGGAUAUCCGCCGUGACAUGGACGUUGCCGGAGAACCAUAUCUCCCACACGUUCAAGCACUAGUGAACCGCGGAACCCCGAUUUCCGUCUACGAGUACUGGCAACUAAAUAGGCGGAAACAUGCGGCGCAGAAGAAGUACCUUGAUAAGUGGAGGACGACGCUAGCGCCGUCGGGAAGGACUGUGGAUGUACUGUUGGCGCCGGCCAUGCCGCAUACGGGCAUCCCGCACCGCACGUUUAGGUGGGUUGGGUAUACGAAGAUUUGGAAUUUUUUGGAUUAUACUGCCUUGACGUUUCCGGUGGAUCGGGUGCGGAGGGAAAUGGAUGGGGUUAGUGGGAUGGAGGAGGGGUAUGUGCCGAGGAAUGAGUUGGAUGGGUGGAAUUGGAAGUUGUAUGAUGGUGAUGCGGUGGAUGGGUAUCCUGUGAACUUGCAGAUUAUUGGGAAGAAGCUUGAGGAGGAGAAGGUGUUGGGGGCGGCGAGUGUUAUUGAACGAAUUUGGAUGGAGUAUGUGGGAGGGAAGAAUGGUGGGAAUGGAGAAUAG